This is a messenger RNA of Dovyalis caffra, 942 nucleotides long. The record is from the annotation of a GenBank genome assembly. Lineage: Eukaryota; Viridiplantae; Streptophyta; Magnoliopsida; Malpighiales; Salicaceae.
AUGAAGAUCUUCAACUGGGUGCAGAGGAGGUUUCAUCAUGGCGCCAUCAAAGAUGGGCUUGCUAGAAAUGUGAAAAAGGCUGAAUCCAUUACAAAUGAGGCUGACAAGCAAGCAUUGCUGAAACAAGUAGCCCUGGUGGAUGUGCUUGAUGGUUGGAAAGAUGGCAUUUUGACAAUUGGCACAUUAGGUCUUGACCCUUUAAAACCUUUUAACCAACAAAAUGAUCAGUAUCUCAUUUUGGAAAGGGAAGAAGAUGAGGAGGAAGAGGAAGAAAAAGAAGAAGAAGGGGAACAAGAACAAUACUCAGUUGAUGAUGAUUAUUAUGAUGAUGACAAUGUUGAAGAUGAAGAAGUGAACCCUUUGAUAUAUGGAACAUUUGACCACAGUUUUGAGGAAAAUGGAUCAAAUACUGUGACAUAUGAUGUCAUAACCAACUCUAGUAUCGCUGAGCAUGAACAAGCAAAAAGGAAAGGAGAAAGAAUAACACUGGCAGAACUGUUUUUGGAAGAUUCUGACAUGAAAAAGAAGCCGGAUUCUGUUGAAAUUGAGACUAAAUCAGGUAAUAAAAAGCCGGUUACUCGUGCCAAGAGUGGCCUUUCUUUUGCCAAGAAGCUCAUACGUCCUCACGCUGGAGAGGAUUCUCGUCCAAUCAAAAAAUUCAACCAAUUGAUGAGGAGGAUGUUGAAGAGAAAAAUUCACCCCGAAUUUGAUGGGAAGGGAAAUAAAACAGACAGUCAAAAUGAGCCUGGCAUUAUGGAUGCUCAUGCUAGCAAGGGAAAUGAAACCGAAUCAGUUUCUCUGCUCCAAACCCCAUCAGCCUGUUCUACUUGGACGUACCUUACUAUCAUGCAUGGUCAGGUCAAGGUGGGUGGACGGGAGAGAGCUGAAGCCGGCCUCCCUGUCAUUUUCCAUGGAUUUCAUAUGGGUAGCAAUCAUCUAUAG